This is a messenger RNA of Microdochium trichocladiopsis, 676 nucleotides long. RefSeq lists its product as uncharacterized. The transcript has a single exon. NCBI's taxonomy places the organism in Eukaryota, Fungi, Ascomycota, Sordariomycetes, Xylariales, Microdochiaceae. The record is from RefSeq and is a predicted model, not a curated record. Bases 151 to 582 code for a protein of 143 amino acids.
GCCUGGAAGCCAGAGCAGCAGCAGUACACAUCCUGUUUCCUGGGACAUCUGCCCACCCAGGCCAUCUCUUUCUGCCAAAUCAGCCAUUGAAAGACUCGGCACGCCAUUGGGUCAGAAUGACCAUCUGCACCCGACAUAUGGCAACCAGUCAUGCUCGCAGGCUUAGGAACCACGAUAUGUAGUAUUCUGCUCAUGAUAAAGACCCAGGCACAAGAGACCAGUGUGUUAAAGGUCCAUCCCGGAACUGCGACUGUGAACUUAUCAACCACAACUGCUAACCCAUUGUAUGGGUAUUCGGCGGCAGCGCGGGGCGUUAAGUAUCAAGAACCACCGCCACGCGCCCCGAGGACUCUGCAGGCAUCGAGACCCUUGGCCACGCGCCAGAGGAGGAGCUGUAGAUGCCCCCCAGGUCCUCCUUCCACGUUGCUUGGGGAUUCCCAAGCCUAUGUCUGUCAGACCGUUACCUGGGGCAGCAGGGUUCCGGUUCCAGAGGAAAGGUUUGAAAUAUACCACACAAUCUGCGAUUGUCAGCCAGCAUCUCAAAGACUUCCAUGCCCAAGGAAAUGCCAGGGGAAGCCAUGAGAACGUGCCCCAUCCAGUACUUACAUUCACGAAGGCGGCAUUGCGUGUCAAGGCAUUUUGUAGAUCAAAAUUUUGGAGACAUAAAAAAAAGAAA